ACUCACUCUCAAAGCAAUCAUCUUUCCAAAGAAAGCCUGAGAGAAGGAAAAAAAACACAAAAGAAAGAACAUAAAACAUCAUUGUAUUGUUAUGGCAACCACCAAGAUGGGUUUCUGGUCUGCAGAGAAUGCCACAAAGGCAUAUAUCAGAACAAUGAAUAUGGCCAAAGGGGAGGACGUGAAGGAGCUGAACGGGGCGGAGUUCGUCUCCGCUUUAGCUGCCGGAAACAAUGCCCGGUUCACCGUCGUGGCCUGCGCUGGCCCCGUUGACUCUAUCACCCUCGCUCUGGCCGCGGCCUCGCAGCAAACCAGAGGCCGCGUCAUCUGCAUCCUCCCGGAAAAUUACUCCCGGUCUAAUCUCUCUCUACUCUCGUCCUCAAACGGAAUGCAUGUUGAGUUCGUCGUCGGGGAGGCUCAGGAACUGAUACUGAACAAGUACAGAGAAGCUGACUUCAUUGCCGUUGACUGCAACCUUGAGCACCAUGAGGAGAUAUUCAGAAGCGUGGAAGGGAGUGAGAGGGUGAGGAACACGGUGGUUUUAGGGUAUAACGCCUUCGGGAAGCCAUCGUGGAGGAGCGGCACCAGUUUACGCAUUAAUCUUUUGCCUAUUGGUGAAGGGUUGUUGAUGACAAGAAUUCCUGUGAAGAAGAUUGUUAAUGAUGGGGUGCAAAAAAGAGGGAACUGGAUUGUGAAGGUUGAUAAGUGCACCGGAGAGGAGCAUUUUUUCAAGGUAAGAUCGUCUCCAAGAAGUGUUAUUGAAGCUUAGAUCGAUCUUGAUCUGAAAUGCAAGCUAAAGAUCAGAGCUUUUUUUCUUUCUCUGAAAAGAGUGUACAUAUAUAUCUUUUCUGGUCUGGACUCCAGAUUCAUUGAGCAAAAUUUGCUACUCUUUUUUUGCUUUGUUUUUUGUUGUGACAGUCAUAGAGACUAUCCAGUUUCUCUGUCACAAUUAUUAUCCCAUUUUUCAUUUGAAUCAGCUUGGAUGUUUGAUCCAAAGUACUGAGAUGUAUAGAUGGGCAUUGGAAAUGGAAGAAACCAAGAGAGCAAAAGGUUUAUCAAUGCGAGUCAUUUUAAUUUCUUAUUUUCCUUUAUAACAUUUCUAUUAAUGGCCUGUUUGGAACUCAG
Messenger RNA from Cuscuta europaea, 1122 nucleotides. Lineage: Eukaryota; Viridiplantae; Streptophyta; Magnoliopsida; Solanales; Convolvulaceae. The record is from the annotation of a GenBank genome assembly.